Molecule: messenger RNA, 1779 nt
Organism: Dermochelys coriacea (leatherback sea turtle)
Lineage: Eukaryota; Metazoa; Chordata; Testudines; Dermochelyidae
Gene: MAPK11
Product: mitogen-activated protein kinase 11
Biological process (GO): protein phosphorylation; intracellular signal transduction
Cellular component (GO): cytoplasm; nucleus
Molecular function (GO): MAP kinase activity; ATP binding
Source: RefSeq, a predicted model, not a curated record
UCUACCCCUCCCCUGGUCCCGCCCGCUGGCGGCUCUUUGCAGCUGGAGCGCGCGGGCUGCUGAGCCGCUGCGGCGGCUGCUCCGGAAAAUGUCCGAGCGAGGCGGCUUCUACAAGCAGGAAUUGAACAAGACCGUGUGGGAGGUUCCCCAGCGCUACCAGAGCCUGACCCCGGUGGGCUCCGGAGCCUACGGCUCUGUGUGUUCAACUUAUGAUACCAAAACAAGACAGAAGGUGGCAGUAAAAAAGCUUUCAAGACCUUAGUCACUUAUUCAUGCAAGAAGGACCUAUCGAGAGCUUAGGUUGCUUAAGCACAUGAAACAUGAAAAUGUUAUAGGAUUACUAGAUGUUUUUACACCAGCAACUUCAAUAGAAAAUUUUAAUGAAGUGUAUCUUGUGACAAAUUUAAUGGGUGCUGACUUGAAUAACAUUGUAAAGUGCCAGAAGCUAACAGACGACCAUAUACAGUUUCUCAUCUACCAGUUACUUAGAGGUCUUAAGUAUAUUCACUCAGCUGGAAUCAUCCACCGGGACUUGAAACCCAGUAACCUAGCUGUAAAUGAAGACUGUGAAUUAAGGAUUUUAGACUUUGGUUUAGCCCGACAAACUGAUGAUGAAAUGACUGGAUAUGUAGCAACGAGAUGGUACAGAGCUCCAGAAAUUAUGUUAAACUGGAUGCACUAUAAUCAAACAGUUGACAUUUGGUCAGUGGGAUGCAUCAUGGCAGAGCUAUUGAAAGGCAAGGCUCUUUUUCCAGGAAAUGACUAUAUUGACCAGCUAAAGAGAAUAAUGGAAGUUGUGGGAACACCCAGUUCUGAACUUCUCAAGAAAAUAUCAUCGGAACACGCUAGAAAAUACAUUGAAUCGCUACCACAUAUGCCUCAACAGGAUUUGAAAGCAGUAUUCGUGUGUCCUUUUGCCCUAGCUGUAGAUCUUCUUGAGAGAUGGCUUAUAUUAGACAGUGAAAGAAUAACUGCCUCAGGAAGCAAGCUCGCACAUGCUUACUUUGUUCAGUAUCAUUAUCCUGAUGAUGAGCCUGAGGCUGAGCUAGAUGAUGAGUCGAUAGAGAAUAAAGAACGAACCAUAGAUGAAUGGAAAGAGAUUACAUAUGAAGAAAUGAUUAGCUUUAAACCACCUGAUUUAAAAAUGGAUAGCCUGGAAAUAGAACAGUAAAUACAACCAGCUGUGUUUUGCCUUGCUGCACUAUCAAGACUGUUGAAAACAUAGCAUUACAAUUUAACCUAUAUUCCCAAGAGUAGAUUUUACUAUCCAAAGAUGUUGGAGAAGGAAUGGAAAAGCAGGUAAAUGAUACUGAAGCCAGAUGUUUUUUGCCUUGUACUAUGAAUGUAAUCACAGAACAUAAAAGGCGAUAAAGAACUGCUUCAUUCUGACAAAAUGAUGCACUGAGUUCUGUUUUCCUGGAUUUUUCUGCAUGUUUGAUUUUUAUCAGUUGUAAUGCCAGAAAUGAAGAUAACUUUUUUAUUAUUUUGAAUUAACUUUUUUUGAAAUUGUGCAUUUACAGCAUGAAUGUGUGCAAACAUGAAAGUAGACGUCCAUACACGCAACCAGUUGUUUCCUGGCAUUACCCUAAUUUUAUCUGUUUUUCGUUUUUUAUUUAUAGCUAGUGCCUUUAAGAAAAAGAGGGCAUGGUAAUGAGUUAGACAUAAUAUGCAAAUGUAGUCAUAUCUGUGGUGGUCUUAUAAACAUACUGGAUGUCUCUUGAGUGGUUUAACACCAGUUGGAUAUCAAUGAAUAAAGCUUUGUCAUGUUGCCAUUUAAAA